This is a messenger RNA of Exophiala oligosperma, 2197 nucleotides long. RefSeq lists its product as uncharacterized. The coding region runs from base 286 to 1872 and encodes 528 amino acids. Lineage: Eukaryota; Fungi; Ascomycota; Eurotiomycetes; Chaetothyriales; Herpotrichiellaceae. The transcript is spliced from 2 exons. The record is from RefSeq and is a predicted model, not a curated record.
AUUCCUUGUACCAUUGUUGCGCUUUUUUCUGGAUAAACAACAUUGCCCUCCUGCCUACUCCCCUGUUGAUUCUUUCCUCCUUCCUGCUGCGCUUUAUAACACAUUCAGAGUAGCACUUCUGCGCCUCUCGCAACUUCCCCAUUACAGGGUUGGGCGGCGGUCACUUUUUGUUUACAUUGCCUUGCUCACUCCACAACCGCCUCACAGUGUCGUUGCGCUCCUGAACAACGUACUCAUCUUUCUACCAACCAAACACCGUCUCAGUUAUCGAGCAUCUCUACCAAGAUGACGCUCAAAGACACGUACCAACGCUUUCUCGACCUCCCCAAUCCCAUCAGCCUCUCCGACAAUGCCUCUCUCCACUACAUUACGACCUUGACCACCUUUUCGCAGCCUGCACAGAUCAUUCGACACCUCGAAACUCAGAAUAAAAAGCUGGUGUCAACGAAACAUGCAAAGGUUAUUUCAAUGGUAGAGGGACCAAAUUCGAUUGCUUUGGAAGUCGAGACUGUUCUCGAAUUCAUCUCAGGAGGUGGAUCGUAUUUGCCAGGUCUAGAGAACUUUGUCGUGGACAAGAUAGCCAUUAUCCCUGUGACCCAUUUUGUCCUCUUCGACGCAGAACGGAAGAUUACUCAAGUCAGACUCUCCUGGGAUCAAGCUUCACUUUUGAAACAGACCGAUGUAAUUGGAUCAAGGGGAAGGAACUGGCCUGUGACCGAUGGCAAGGAUCAAGUCAGACUCAUCACUGCCAGUUUCAAUGCCGCGCCGAAGGUAGCAUCCGAACUUCCUACGAGCCCUCGUGGGCGUUCCGAAAAUCAGAGCAUUGCUUCAUCUCGAAACGUGUCACCCGGCAAGAAGCAUCUCAAAGACCCACAUGCAAGUUUGGACCUCUUCUCACCAAAGCCAGUCGAUGAGCCUGAAUCUAUCGCCAGCCCGAAUGCAGUCGCACCGCGUGCUUCGGCAAGACCUCCUCCACGUGAAAUGAGCGAACUCUUCGCAGCAGGUCACGAAGAUCAUGAGCCUGGAUCGCCCAAAAAGCCUCCUGUACAGGUCGUUGUUGCCCCCAAGGGUGGCGCAAGUCAGAAAUUUGCGCCACCUCGUCUGUUUGGGGACGAUCCGAAUGAGCCUGGUGCGAUAGGUUACAAAUCGGAUCCAUCCAAAUACAACCACUUUGACCUGGGCGACGCAAUUGAAAACGACCCCAUGCAAUACCACGGACCCAACAGAAACCGCAACGUCCCUUUGCGUCCCAAGACAGACAAGCAUGGUUCGCAGUGGGAUUUCGAUGACUUCUAUACACCAGCCAAGGUUCCGCAAAAGGUUCGAGACCAAGACGUGGUCCACUUCAGUCUCGACAGUAAAUCAAGCGAAUUCGCAACACCUGCUGCUCAGAAAAUCGCGACUAAACCACGUCGCGACAACGAAGCUCACUUUGAAUUCCAGGACGACGGCCCUCCAGUCGAACGACACGUUGUGCCCAAGCCCCGCAAGGACGCGGAGACACACUUUGAAUUCAGAGAUACAGCGACGCCUGUUCCAAAUCGUGCUUCGGACAGGCCCACUAGUUCAGGCCGACAAGGCCUGUACUCGAGUAACAUAUUCGACGAAGAGGAUGCUGGUCGACCACAAGAAAAGGCCCCGUUGUCCACGAUUACCAACAACACCAACCGAAAGAAUGACUUUGACAGCCAUUGGUCCAUGUCAGAUGUGUCGCCUGCUACCGAGAAACCCAACAAUGAGAACAAUCGUGCUGCUGGACAUCGAAAGAAACCUUCUCAGAUGGACAGCCAUUGGAGCAUCGGGGACGACAACAGCCAGCCAGGACCAACAAAGGCUCAAACUAAAGCCCCGAAGGGUUUUUGGGACUUUUAAAGAGAACCAGGCCCUUAGAUGAUCAUCUCGACUGGUCCCCGUUGCAUUGUUAGAGGUAUAUGAGGGUGGAUUGGUAUGAAAUUACAAGAAUGAUUAUGGAGGCAGACUUCCGUUGUUUGGUGCUCAUGGCAUUCUGAUGAUAGUGACCGUACGUAUUUUCAAUGUAUACAUGUCAGACAUGGUCAGACGAGGCGAUGCCUGGCUCAGGGAAUCAGAUAAGGGACUGUCUUGUAGUGUCUUCUGCAUGUUGACAUCACUAUGGCAGCGCCUUCACACACAAGGAGUCAAGAUCGUCUGGAAGUGAUUGGCGACCGUAAAAUCCCCC